Vidua chalybeata is the source of this 724-nucleotide messenger RNA. RefSeq names its product G0/G1 switch 2 (gene G0S2). The record is from RefSeq and is a predicted model, not a curated record. The transcript is spliced from 2 exons. Lineage: Eukaryota; Metazoa; Chordata; Aves; Passeriformes; Viduidae. Gene Ontology annotation, biological process: positive regulation of extrinsic apoptotic signaling pathway. Gene Ontology annotation, cellular component: mitochondrion. Bases 168 to 476 code for a protein of 102 amino acids.
UGCAGCGGAGCGGCUGCGACAGCGACAGCAGCACAGCCCCGCAGCACCACCGCAGCGCUCCCUGCACAGCUCAGCACAGCCCUGCAGCACCACCGCAGCGCUCCCUGCACAGCUCAGCACAGCAACACCGCCGAAGUGACAUCUAAACCCGCUGCUGCAGAACUGAGAUGGAAACCAUGCACGAGCUGAUCCCCUUCGCCAAAGAAAUGCUCAGCCAGAAGCCCAACAGGAAGAUGGUCAAGCUGUACAUGCUGGGCAGCGUGCUGGCGUUCUUUGGGGUGGUCAUCGGGCUGGUGGAGACCGUGUGCAGCCCCUUCAGCUCCGAGGCCAGGCUAGAGGAGGAGGAGGACAAGAACAAGCCCGCGGCGCCCCGGGAGCAGCGGCUGCCGCAGAAACGGGAGGAUUUGGUGCUGGACAAGGGCAAGGCCCCGCCGGCGCUGCAGAGGGCCCUGGUGACCCGGCAGCACGCGUCCUAGGCCGGCCCCGCACCGCACAGAGACUCCGCCCGCCCAGGUGGUUCCAGCACGAAGAGAAGGCUCGGCUGAAGGAGACCGCACGUGUGAGACUCGCCAGAAGUGAAGGGUUAUAUUUGCUGCUGUGCAGCAGUGGGGAAAAAUACCUUUUGUUGGUAUAAACCUGUGCACGACGCACAGCACGGUUUCUUAUUUUUCUUACGGACGCAUUUUACACCGUUUUGCAAGAUCAAUAAAUAUUUUAUAUGGUA